Chaetomium fimeti is the source of this 1518-nucleotide messenger RNA. Its product is annotated as permease for cytosine/purines, uracil, thiamine, allantoin-domain-containing protein. The transcript is spliced from 4 exons. Gene Ontology annotation, molecular function: transmembrane transporter activity. Gene Ontology annotation, biological process: transmembrane transport. Gene Ontology annotation, cellular component: plasma membrane. The coding region runs from base 1 to 1518 and encodes 505 amino acids. NCBI's taxonomy places the organism in Eukaryota, Fungi, Ascomycota, Sordariomycetes, Sordariales, Chaetomiaceae. The record is from RefSeq and is a predicted model, not a curated record.
AUGACAUCGGAGGCCAAGGUUGAUGAGACGACCCCGGGGAGCGACCCGGAACGGGACUCCGUUCAUGGCGCCGCUCCCGAUGCCCCCGCCGGCCGAUGGGCCCGCCUCCGGCGUAUCCUCCACAAGCUUGUCGUGCUUGGCCGCGUCGAGGUCCGCGGUAUCACCCCAAUCCCCGUCAAGGAGCGGACUGUUGAGAAGACGGUGAACAUCUUUACGCUGUGGUGGUCCAUGAACACGAAUAUUCUGGGCAUCACCUUCGGCAUGCUUGCCCCGGUUUAUGGGCUCAAUCUAAGGAACAGCGCCUUGGUCAUCCUGUUCUUUACGCUGUUGACGACUAUCCUUCCGGCCUAUCUAUGCACGCUGGGCCCCAAAACCGGCAUGCGGCAGAUGCUGCAGGCGCGGUACAGUUUCGGCCGCUACCUCGUCACGAUCCCCGUCCUGCUCAAUCUCGCCACCCUCACGGGAUUCUGUGUCAUCAUGGCCGUCAUCGGCGGGCAGUGCCUCUCGUCGGUCGCCGACGGCAACCUCAGCGUGACGGUGGGCAUCGUCAUCACGGCCAUCCUGACGCUGGGCAUCUCCUUCUGCGGGUUCACCGUGCUUCACAUUUACGAGCGCUACGCCUGGAUCCCCGCCAUCAUCUCCAUCAUCGUCGCCGUCGGCACCGGCGGCAAGGAGCUGCGGAACCAGGUCAGCUAUGACGCGCCCCCGCCGGCCUCGUCCGUGCUGUCGUACGGCAUGAUCGUCGCCUCCUACAUGGUGCCGUGGGCGUGUCUGUCGUCCGACUUUACCACCUACAUGAAGCCGGAUACCUCCUCCACCAAAAUAUUCACCUACUCCUACCUCGGCCUGGCGACCCCCACCAUCCUGCUCAUGACGCUCGGCUCCGCCAUCGGCAACGCCAUCCCCAACGUCCCGCACUGGCAGGCCGCCUACGACCAAACUCUCGUCGGCGGCGUGCUGGCCGCCAUGCUGGCGCCCGCCGGCGGCUUCGGCAAGUUCCUCGUCGUGCUGCUCUCCUUCUCCCUGCUGGGCAACCUGGCGGCUACGUCAUAUAGUGUGACGCUGAACUUGCAGUUGUUGCUGUUGCCGCCGCGGGUGUUGGCGCGCGUGCCGCGCUAUGUGUUUUCGUUGGUUUUUGCCGCGGUGGUGAUCCCCGUAGGGAUUCGGGCGGCGGCGGAUUUCUUUGUGAAUUUGGAGAAUUUUGUGGCGCUGAUUGGGUAUUGGAGCUCGGCGUUUUUGGCGGUGGUGUUGGUGGAGCAUUUUGUAUUUCGCGGGGGGGAUUGUGCGGCGUAUGAUCCGGAGGCGUGGAAUGAUGCGAAGAGGUUGCCGUGGGGGGUGGCGGCGCUCGCCGCGGGGGUGUUGAGCUUUGGGUUGGUCGUGCCGAGCAUGGCGCAGGUGUGGUGGACGGGGCCGAUUGCAGAGACGACGGGGGAUAUUGGGUUUGAGUUGGCUUUUGUGGUGUCGGGGUUGUUGUAUCUGCCGUUGAGGUGGGUGGAGAGGCGGUGGGCGGGGAGGUGA